AUGGAGCUGAGCAGGAGGAAAGUGCCUCUGUAUGGCCAGGCGAAGGUCUUUGCUUUGCUGCAGGGUUUAGACUCGGUGCCAGACGAUGCAGAGGUCUACAUUGUUUUGGAAGGAUCCACACUGGUCCACGUCACCAGGGCCCAGAGUGAUGUCAUGCUCUGCUUUAUAGUGCCUGGACAUAACCUGGCUGAGAUGGUCUCUGUCCAGGCCUACCUAUGCUCUGAAACCACACCCCUCACCUGGGUGGGUGGAGCUUCUCUGGAGUAUGUCCAGGAUGAUGCUCAGGACCUUGCGGAGCACUUGGUAAUCCAUGGACAUUGUCUGAGCUCCACCGAUCACAAGGAGCUGAGUAGCCUCUUCAACCUGGGCCAGGAGAGUUCUCGCUGGGCUAUGGAUCGCCGCGUGGCCCUGGCCAUGGCCAACCUCGAUAUCCCCCAAAACUGGAACGUACUGGGGAGCCACAGAGGAGACGAAUACAGUCCCAGGGAGUCUCCCCUCCACCUGGCAGUGCGAUGGGGUCUGUGUCGGCUUGCGGAGCUGUUGCUUUGCCAGCCGGGGGGUUUGAUGGCUGUCAGCCUGCCGAACGAAGAGGGAGUCACACCGCUGCAGCUGGCAAAGACAGCAAGCAACACUGAACUCCUGGAGCUACUGACACACCCACCCAACCCUCUUGCCACACCUCCAGCAGGUCUGUCCCAGGUGUGGGCAGACCGGUCUCGCUUGCUGAGGUACUGUCAUGACACCAGAAACCUGACACUGACCGUCCGACAAAGCCUGAGGUGGAGCUCAGAGGAAAGCCGGCACGCUGACAUCCUGCUUCUGAGAGACAGGCUCAGGGAUGAAGACUUCCUCAGAGAGAUCAAAGCACUGAGGAGGGAACGAGUGGAGACCAUCCUAGGGAAGGAAGAACUAGUGGAUGAUCCUGCAGAGAAUGGACUGUAUCCCAAUAUAAAUGGAGGAAACACAGCUGUGGAAGAAAAUGACUAUGAGGAGCCACUAAUGUUUUGCCUGAAUGAGGAGGACGAAGAGGACGAUCCAUCACAGUCUGACUCGGAGAAAAGCCAGUCCAUAAAGGAGAGCCAGGCCUCAUCCCCGACUCUGGCUGCAGCCGCCAGACUGUCAGCGAUGAUACAUGGCAAAGACAGAGUGUAUGCCAACGCCAUGCUGGUGGACCAGGUGGAUGAAGCUGACAUUAGAUACCGCUCUCCAGGGGAGGAGGAGGUGAGCCCUGCGCCCCAUGUUGGCAGCCAGUGCUGGGACUCCUUCUCCAUGACUUCUCAUGACUCAGGAAAGUGCUCGCAGAACCAGCACUCAUCCUCACCCCAUAAUGGGGUCAGGGGAAUCCAAGGCUCCAAUCUGGAGAGUCACAGGGAGCCAUCCCCUCGCCCCUCUCCCUUUGCUAACUCCCCGUCUUUUCCUUCCUCACCCCUGGCUUCCGCCUUUCGUUUGUUCGAAGGAGCACAGAGGCGUCAGACUCAACAGUGUCUGCCAGCUUCUCCUGCCUUGAAUCGCAGAGGAUGCAGCUUGACGGAGGCAAGCCGGGGCCUGAGUCCUAGUCUUGAGUGUGACAGUGGGGAAGAGGACAUCCUGGGACAUUCCUACCCCUGCUCAUCUUUAAAGCAGCAGGCCAUCCUGCGGUCGUGCUCGGGAGAGGAGAGGGACUCUUUCGACACGUCACCAGACUUCAACAGCACACAGAAGACCACCAAGAACCCAGAGGAAGUCGAGGUUCGCCUGCGCUCCUACUCCUGCUCCUCCCCCAAAGCCAAGCCUUCACGGCCACUGCUAAACCGAGACGCAGCCAUCACUGACCUGGCAGAAGGUGCAUUCAGCAGCAGCGGUCGUUCUCUACUUCAAGCUUUAUCUCUCUCUAAAUCCCUCUCUCGUCUCAACCAAGUUAAGCAGAGAGCCUUCAGCCUGACAGAGACGCCCAGAGAAAAGAGGGUUUUGGGUUUCCGUAAGCGGGCCCAGUCAGCAGAGGAGGAGAGCAGCGCAUCACUCCAACACCUCACCCUCACAGAGUUCCUCAAAGAGAUCGAGGAUGAGGAGUGGGAUAAAUACAUAAUCCCGUCUAAGGUUGAGUCAGAGAAGUACAAAGUCAGCCGGACUUUCAGCUUCCUCAAGAGCAGGAUGUCCAGCACUCGCAACAAGACCAAGGUGAAGGGGAAAGAGGUGAAGGAGGGAAAGGAGAAGUCAGGAGCCGCUAAUGGACACCAGUUUGCUCCUGUGUCUCCAUCUGGUCCCACUCUCUGUGUGGCCUGUGAUAAGUCUGUUUCUGGGAAGGAGCUGUUGCAGUGCUCCAACUGUUUCGUGAAUGUCCAUAGAAACUGUCGAGAAUCUGUUGCAGCCUGUGGAAAGAAGCUGCCGGAGAGGAAUGUAUUGCUGAUGAAAAGCAAGACCAUGUCUCUCCCACAGAACUCUGUCAAAGACAACUUCCCAGCUUCUCCUUCCUCUUCCUGUUCCCCCUCACUGCCAACGAUGACCAAAGAGAAAAGAGAAACAGUCGCCCCUCUCACCAAAAGCCUCUCCAUCUCUAUAGACAGCAGACGGCUGAGUGACUCAGCAGGGGUGGAUGGAGAGUGCAGUGCGACAUCUUGCACUAACAGCUUAUUGUCUGAUGAGGGAACACCGGUCACAACCACUCCGCCAUCCACCGACCCACCAAUCGUUACACAGGAUUCUGUAGAUGCUCCUCUACUGAGCGACCUGUCAGCUGACCUGCUGGGACUUGAUGCAGAGUCGUGGAGUUUGGCGGUCAGUCCCAAGUUCUGCAGACAACACGACAGGCACACCAUCAAACGACAGGAUGUUAUUUAUGAGCUGAUGCAGACAGAGCUGCACCACAUCCAAACGCUGACAGUCAUGUCAGAGGUGUUUAGGAGAGGCAUGUUGGAGGAGCUGCAGCUGGACUGGGACUGCGUGGCCCGGAUCUUCCCGUGCUUGGAUCCCUUGCUGCUCUUCCACAGGAACCUCUUUGGAGCGCUGCAGGAACGGCGACAGUCUGCAACCCAACCUGACAACCCCCGAAAUUAUCUCAUCCAGCAGAUUGGAGACAUACUGCUUCAGCAGUUCUCAGAUGAUAAUGCUGAGAAGAUGAAGCAGGUGUAUGGUGAGUUCUGCAGUCACCACACCGAGGCCGUCAGUGUCUUCAAAGAGCUACAGCAACAGAACAAGAAACUCCAAAACUUUGUUAAACAACAGAGCAAUAACUCUCUGGUCAGGCGGAGAGAGGUACCAGAAUUUAUCCUGCUGGUCACUCAGCGCAUCACCAAGUAUCCAGUGCUGCUGGAGAGGAUAUUACUGUACACUCAGGAGGGAGGUCAAGAACACGCUGACUUGUCAAGUGCCCUGGUUCAGAUCCGCGACGUCAUCGCUGCAGUGGACCUGACUGUGAGUAAGUACGAGAGGUGUCAGGAGCUGCAGGAAGUGCUGGCCCGGCUGGAGAACAAGAGCUUUGCCAAGCUAAAGAACGGCAAGGUGUUUCGCAAACAGGAUCUGCACAGCAAACACAGGGAUCUGCAGCAUAAAGGGCUGGUCUACUGGAAGACUGCCACAGGACGUCUAAAAGAUACUUUGGCGCUCCUGCUCACAGAUGUUCUGGUGUUCCUACAAGAGAAAGACCAGCGCUUCAUAUUUGCAGCGGUGGACCAGAAGCCUCCAGUAAUCCCUCUGCAGAAGCUCAUCGUUAGAGAAGUAGCCAAUGAGGAGAGAGGGAUGUUCCUUAUCUCUGCCUCCUCAGUGGGACCAGAGAUGUAUGAAGUUCACACCACCACCAGAGAGGAGAGGAAUGCGUGGAUGAGACACAUACGACAAGCUGUAGAGAGUUGUCCUGAAGAAGAGGAGGAGGAGGAGCAGCGGAGUGCUGAGACAGAGGAGGUCAGGAGAGCUGCAGAAGCAAGGGUUCAGAAGAUCAGCAAGUUCCAAGAGACACUGUUGGGUCAGGAUCAGCGUAUCUGCAACAGCCUGGAGGAAAAGUUACAGCUGUAUGCUGAGCUUACUGAGUUAACCCUCCGCUCACCAGAAGUGGUACCACGUCGCCAUCUGCUGGUACAACCAGACAGGGACAGUGAGUUGCCACGACAGGCCUCCUCACUGCUCACAGCAGCACUCACAGAAGCAGAGAACCUGAUCACCAUUCUUCAGGUUCAUGAUGGCCUUUCUGUACAAAGUCAGAGCUCUCCUGUCCGAGGACCAGAGUGCUGCAGCUACAACAGUCAUGGCAGCAGCAUCCAGGAGUCUCCCUCUGAACCAGAUUAUCUCAGCACGCUUAGUAUGAGCUCUACCUCUCUUGGAUCAGACACAGAGCUGACAGGGCUGGAUAGCGCAUUGUGGAGCUCUGCUGUCGAGCUGAGAAGAGGAGACACCAAAGGGACACUGUUAAAGGUGACAGAGAGCGUCCAGAACCUGACUCAGCUUCUCUAUAGUCUGCAGGCUGCUGUUACCCUCCAGGACAGCUGCUAUGAAGUCCAGAAACUCCUUCUCCAGGAUGGAGAAAAACCUCAGCUCCGAACCCUCUCUUCACUCCAAACUAGUCUGGAGCAGGAGAAGCAGAGAAGUAUUGAUAAGAAGAAAGAAGAAUUAGAAAAGAAGAGUUUUGAGAGGAAGAAAGAAGAGGUGGAUGAGGUGCAGAAACUCUAUUCGAAGCUGAAACAGGAGCAGCAGCGCUGGGACAAGGAGUGUCUGGUGAGAGAGAGACAACAGAGUGAGCAGGAGAGUGUGCUGGAGCAGCGAGAGCAGCAGUGCCUCUUGGAGGCUGAGCGUCUGCGCAGUGAGCGUGACGAGCUGGAGGCCCAACUGCUGGAGUACCAGCAAAAUCUGGACAGACUGAGAGAGGGCCAGCGGAUAGUGGAGAGGGAGAAGGAGAAGAUUGAUGCCCAGCAGAGGCUUCUCCAGAGCUGGAGACACAACCGCCAGAGCAGCCUGCCAGUUACAAUACCACUGGAUGGAUACAAGGUGUCCAGUCACAGCCGCUCAGGCAGCCUGGAUGGUAGCAUUUCAGUGUACGAAAAUGAGGCGGCUUUGCUCACCUCCCUCCAGCAUAAACACCCCCACCAGCCCACCAACAACAACCAGCACCAGUGUCUGCUCUCCACGUCGAGGAAGAACCAUGAUGGCCCCCUGCAUGGCUCCAGCUACACGGCUAACCUCGGCCUCAGCCCCAGCCUCUACAACAGCCUCAACACCCUACUGAGCCAGGCACACAGCAAACAGCCUCCAGAUGGUCUGACGUACCCAAACUACAGUAACAAUCACGGCUGUCCUCGGCCUCUGAAUGACUCUGUCCACCCAUUCAGCAGCAGGGUCACUGCACAGUCACAGAGGACCAACAACACAGACUUCAGUCCACCAUUGGACAGGCGAUCCCUGGGUCCCUGGAGGUCAGAGGUCACAGGUCACGGACAUUAUGAGGACUUCUCUUCCUCUCCCUCUCUUACCCCACUCCUACCCCCUCAGGCUUACCUCUCUCUUGAAGGACAGAAUGGCGAGGAGGGAGCUGAGGAGAACAUUGUUUAUCUCUGAGAAUCAUUCGAGAGACACAGUCAACGCAAGCUGCCUGAUAUAUAACUGGACCGACAAUAAUAUAUCUGUUGCUUAUAUGUGUUUGUGAAUGUGUGCAUUUGCAUCCAUCUACACGUGAUGCAUAUAAUUUCAUUUUUAAAUACCUGUAUAGUCAAAUAAGGGAAUAGUUGCAGGGAAGAAGAGGAGAGAAGAAGAAGAACCACAGAUGUGGUUCUUGUGCCUUUAUCAGUGUAUGUCAACCAUUAGUCAUCCUUUCCCGUGACCUUUGUGCCUUCUUUGUAAUUCAGCCUUUAUAUUUUUACUUCUACCAUGUUGUUACUUCUACUAUAGUUAUUUUUAGUAUCUGCUGGAAAUGCUGAGGUACCUUUGUGCUACAAACACUGGGACCCAAAGCACCAGAAAAUCUGGAUUAUUAUUAUUAAUGUUAUUUUCCUGUGAGCACUUAAAAGAUCAUGGAAAUAUUUGAGAAGCAAAUUAAGUCCUUCCCCAAACUAUGUAUAAAGUGAUAUUAUUUCUCCAUGUUAUCUUUAAUUAUAUUUAUGAGGGAUGGUGAUCAUCUAAAAGACAUAUAAAUACACUGACAUUAUUGUAUAAAUAUUAUAUAUAUAUAUAGUUUAUUAUAUUGAAAGGCUACCUAUGCACACUAUGUUCAAAGAGGAACUUUGUUUUUCUCACUUAAGUGCCAAAAAUCUUGCUGUUACUGUAAUUAAUUUCUGUAAAGAAUAGCUGUAUUUUUUUUCUGUUAAUCUCCUUUUCUGAUAAUUUAUUGUAAGUAUUGUAUGUAUUGCUUAAUGCACUGUCAACAUUAAUAAUUAUUUGAUUGAUAUGUGUUCUCUUGUAAUCUAUGUAAUCAGAAUUGUGA
Messenger RNA from Toxotes jaculatrix (banded archerfish), 6382 nucleotides. Its product is annotated as rho guanine nucleotide exchange factor 28-like. The coding region runs from base 1 to 5520 and encodes 1839 amino acids. The transcript has 39 exons. Gene Ontology annotation, molecular function: guanyl-nucleotide exchange factor activity. The record is from RefSeq and is a predicted model, not a curated record. Gene Ontology annotation, biological process: regulation of Rho protein signal transduction. NCBI's taxonomy places the organism in Eukaryota, Metazoa, Chordata, Actinopteri, Toxotidae.